Molecule: messenger RNA, 204 nt
Organism: Clavispora lusitaniae ATCC 42720
Lineage: Eukaryota; Fungi; Ascomycota; Pichiomycetes; Serinales; Metschnikowiaceae
Source: RefSeq, a predicted model, not a curated record
AUGGAACAUGAUGACAAAUCAUUGCCCAUUGCUAUAACUACGUUGGGCCAGUACGCGCAAAGGUGCCAUGCUUACGCAAAGGCAUUGCAUUACAAGGAAUUGGAGUUUUACGAAGAGCCCACAACACCUACAAUUGAAUCAUUGAUUAGUAUCAAUAAUCUACUUCAACAAUCUGAUGCUGCCUUUGGUAUAUUAAAACAUGCU